This is a messenger RNA of Teleopsis dalmanni, 759 nucleotides long. Its product is annotated as ras-related protein Rab-8B. Gene Ontology annotation, molecular function: GTP binding; GTPase activity. The transcript is spliced from 3 exons. Gene Ontology annotation, cellular component: endosome; trans-Golgi network transport vesicle; plasma membrane. The annotation marks the transcript as partial. NCBI's taxonomy places the organism in Eukaryota, Metazoa, Arthropoda, Insecta, Diptera, Diopsidae. The record is from RefSeq and is a predicted model, not a curated record. Gene Ontology annotation, biological process: Golgi vesicle fusion to target membrane; protein secretion; cellular response to insulin stimulus.
AGUUGUUGAAAUCAUAUUUAUUUUAUCAUUACGAAGAAAUUCAUCGGAAAUUUGUAGACGAUUCGGGUUUUGUCAUCAAAAACGCAUAAGUGCGAUCAAAUAUUUUUUAUAUAAACAUAAUUUAAAAUUUAAAUAGUUUAAAACAAUUUUAUUAAGAAUUUUUAGUGCAAAUGUAUAAUACAAUUUAAAGAUAUCUGAAAUUAAUUCAAGUCCUGUUAGUUGUCGCCAUUUUUCUUGUGUCCUAUUACUGGGAUUGGAAACGCAAACUAAAUUGAAUACAAUUUUAUUAGAAACAAAAUUUUGUAUAAAGAGUGGUGAAAUCAAAGGAAAUUAAUUACAAAAAAUAACAAAUAACUUUGGCAGACAAUGGCCAAAACAUAUGAUUAUUUAUUUAAAUUGCUCUUAAUUGGUGAUUCUGGCGUUGGAAAAACAUGUAUCUUGUUCAGAUUUUCAGAGGAUGCCUAUAAUACAACUUUUAUAUCUACAAUUGGUAUUGACUUUAAAAUACGGACUAUUGAAUUAGAUGGUAAAAAAAUUAAAUUACAAAUAUGGGAUACGGCUGGUCAAGAAAGAUUUCGAACUAUAACGACCGCAUACUACAGAGGUGCAAUGGGUAUAAUGCUCGUGUACGAUAUAACGCAGGAGAAGUCCUUCGAAAACAUAAAAAAUUGGAUAAGAAAUAUUGAGGAAAAUGCCUCUGCCGAUGUUGAAAAAAUGCUGUUAGGAAAUAAAUGUGAAUUAAAUGAAAAACGACAGGUA